Messenger RNA from Stegastes partitus (bicolor damselfish), 1550 nucleotides. RefSeq names its product RAD9-HUS1-RAD1 interacting nuclear orphan 1 (gene rhno1). Bases 159 to 1052 code for a protein of 297 amino acids. Lineage: Eukaryota; Metazoa; Chordata; Actinopteri; Pomacentridae. Gene Ontology annotation, cellular component: chromosome; nucleus. Gene Ontology annotation, biological process: recombinational repair; cellular response to ionizing radiation; DNA damage checkpoint signaling. The record is from RefSeq and is a predicted model, not a curated record. The transcript is spliced from 3 exons.
GGGAAAUAACAAGAAGCAAGAGGACGGGAAACAAAACAGUCAGGAGUAGCUAAUGUGAGCUGAACAAGUAACUUUUAAUAUUUGUGUUGAUUGUGUGAAACGAUGGCUAUGUCCUAUGCCAAGAGCCACAAUAAGGGGUCCACAAAUGAGUUACAUUAAUGCCCCGCAAAGUUACAAAGACAGACAAGCCUCCCCUGCUAUUCGUGGAGCGGCCUUUAGGUGGAGCCAGACUCCAAAAUGUGCCUGACGUCCGAGCAGCAAUCAACCCCAAAGAGUUUUUCACAGAGACACAGAACAGAUCAGCUCUUAAUUCCUGGGUUAGCCCACAGUUCGAUGCUUCUGUUGCAGCUGCACCUCCAGUGAGACGAGGGAGGAGAAAAUGCCAGUCUGCCACGAGCAUCCUUGACGGUUGCAGUCCCCUGUCCAGGAAAACCAGCGUGUGCAGAUAUCCUUCAUUAUCAUUUCAUACAGGAUCAAGAGAUCAUCAACCAAAGACUACAAGAAAAAAGAAAGCUACAGAGUGUGGUGCUCUGUCUAAUGUGGGGGAUCAACCGCAGGGAUCACGCCAAAACAAACGGACAGUUCCAAGUGCACGGCACUCUGACGCACCCAAGAGACAGUUUACCUCGAUCAGGAAAAAGAAAACAGAAACAUUUUCUGAAGGUGCUGGGUCCCACAGCAGAUGUUUGGAUCAACCUGAAACACCAUCUAUUCAAGUGACGGAGAGAUGCAGAAUUCCAGCAGAAGGUGCUUCAACACCUGUCUCCAGUGAGUUUGUCACCACCGAGCUUAGGAGUGCCAGUCCACCACCUGAUGUGGACACUCCAAAAGUAAUUCAGGGAGGAAGCAGUUGUCCCUUGUCCCCCACUACACAUUUGCUACUGGCUGAGCCGUGCACACCGCCAUGUGAUCGGCCACCUGACAUUUUGGUGCCUGACACUCCAGAGAGGGAUUAUGGUGUGAAGGUGACAUGGCGAAGGAGGAAGAGUUUGAUGUUGUUUUUAAAAGAGAGGGGCCAUCUCUCUGAGUCAGACGCGCUAAUUCACAGCUGAUAUAGAGGAUCUGUACUAUUUUUUUGAUGAUAGUUGCUGAUUAACUUUGUGUUCAUUGAUUAAUUGACGAGACAGCUGAUGGUAUGAAAUAACUCUCUUACACAGCCCCUCUGCACAGACUUGGUAGGAGUAAUCGUAAUAAUACAAUAAUCAAAUCAAAACUUUACCCACAUCCAAAUUUAAUGGCUUCAAUAGUCAAAUAGCUCGACAGACUCCAGUUAUACUGCAUAUACUGAGAUCUAAUUCUGAUCUCUAGCAACACAAGCCAAGUUUGUCAGUCUCAUUCUUCUUGUAUUUUAUUUUGGAGAAAAAAGUUGAGUACAUAUGAACUGUAACUGGUAUCACAUGCCCGAAAAUUGAGCAAACACUAUGUAAAUACUUAAGCCUGAAGAAUCAUGUACAAAAUUGCUUUUGGUGCAUGUGCUGUGCAUGUUGAUAACACUGUCUUCAACUAUGCUGCAAGAGAGAUAUAAAAUAAAUAUAUAAGUGGAAAGAAAA